AUGCUUUCUCCCUUUGUCAGACUCGCGGCUGGUCUAAGCAACCUGUCCUCCGCCUUCUCUCUCCCACAGGUCUUGAGCUCCACCUCCGCCCUCGCGACAAGUCGGAUUGCCGUCCCUGCGGACAUAGACGAGCUUGUUGAUGUCGUGCUCUUGACCAUGCCCGCCGACCCCCAGUGGGACUACCGGUUUCCUUACAGGCUGCAAUAUCCCGAGGAGCAUCGCAAAUAUACCAAAAUGCUCUGGGAGAAAUUCAUCGAUCCGGCCUACGACGAUUGGGUGGUCCAGGUCGUAGAGGACAAGCUCCCCGGCGCCUCAAAGCCCGUCCUUGUCGCAUUCUCCGUGUGGAAUGUGUCAUACCUAAACAAGAGAAAACAUGGACCUUCAUACGAACCCCAAAGCCCUCCCCGCGAGGUAGCCGAGAACGGCGGCGCAACUCGAAAAGACGCCAACCCAGCGCACGUCCGAGCCUUCAAAGAAUCGAGUGAUGAGUGUGACAAGAAAUACCUCGACGUGUACGGAGAUGACCAGCUCAUACUCCAGAUCCUUGGUACCCAUCCCGACUACAGACGGCGCGGGCACGGCACUACCCUGUGCAAGUGGGGGAUGGAUCUUGCUCGCCGGGACGGCGUCGUCCUCACACUACAGGCCAGCCCUUUGGGCCGGCUUCUCUAUAACAGUUUGGGGUUUACAAACCUCGGCGAGUGCGUGAUGCAAGUGCCAGGAGAGGACGAAUACGUACCUUUCUGGGCUAUGGUCUGGCCUGCCCAAAGGGCGGAGCUGUAG
Phaeoacremonium minimum UCRPA7 is the source of this 783-nucleotide messenger RNA. Its product is annotated as putative gnat family protein. The record is from RefSeq and is a predicted model, not a curated record. NCBI's taxonomy places the organism in Eukaryota, Fungi, Ascomycota, Sordariomycetes, Togniniales, Togniniaceae. The coding region runs from base 1 to 783 and encodes 260 amino acids. The transcript has 2 exons.